CAUAUAUAUUAGAUUACUUCUACAUGUGACAAAGACAGCCAUGUUGCUGGAAAGACGGUGAGCUGAAUGCUCAGAAUGCCUGUCACCUUUCCACUAGUUACUUUCCUACAGUCACAACGCAGUCAGCCUCCUGUGGACCGCCUCACCACCAUGAAGCCUCCAGCAGGCCUUCUCUCUCUGUCUGUGUGUGUUAGCAUGCUUUCUUCUUCUCCUCUACCUCAUCUAAACCCUGCUGGUGAUCCAGGCUGCUUCAAGGUCAACAGCUGCAAAUGCAUCAUGAAGGAUGGCAGUGGAGUGAUAAACCUGAGAGGCAUGGGAGAUGCAGAUGGUUUCUUGGGGCAUUUGAUGGCCGUCCCAGUGGACAGCAAGUCCCUGGAAACGGAGAGCCUGUUUUCCUUCAGUCCCUGCCAGGACUUCUCCCAGCCAGAGGACCUGGACCUGGACCUGGACCUUCCAGGAGCCGCCUGCUCCAGUGUUGCUGCCUGCCUCAUCAUCAGGUCCCCGGGGGCCAGGGGCCACAUCAGCCGCUAUGUGAACUAUGGGAUGCACGAGGGCAACGAGUUCCACUACAACCAGACUCUGAAGACGCUGACUGUGUUUUACUUUGCUCACAGGGAACAGCCAAUGACUGCAGCCCAUUACCACUGCAGUCCCAACCAGUCCACAUCCUCCCUCCGAGUCCAGAGCCUCAGCAGCCAGGGCCCCCUGCACAUCUGGGUGGAGAGCCCCUGUGCUUGUCCAAACGCCUGCGCUGUGGGGGACCUGGGUCUGGGCACCAUCUUCAUCAUCAUCCUCUCACUCUGCGCAGCAGCAUACUUCAUCCUUGGUUCCUGCGCUCUCCGACCGUUCCAGAGCAGCAGCGGGAUGCAGAUCUCUCCAGAGCGCAGCGUGUGGUGCAUGAUCUGCUACUUCUGCAGUGAGACACGACCAACACCACGCUCUCAGUCGACUCUGCGCCUGGGCUGA
Poeciliopsis prolifica (blackstripe livebearer) is the source of this 966-nucleotide messenger RNA. RefSeq lists its product as uncharacterized. Bases 67 to 966 code for a protein of 299 amino acids. The record is from RefSeq and is a predicted model, not a curated record. Gene Ontology annotation, cellular component: trans-Golgi network. The transcript has 4 exons. Lineage: Eukaryota; Metazoa; Chordata; Actinopteri; Cyprinodontiformes; Poeciliidae.